This is a messenger RNA of Echinostoma caproni, 399 nucleotides long. The record is from the annotation of a GenBank genome assembly. Lineage: Eukaryota; Metazoa; Platyhelminthes; Trematoda; Plagiorchiida; Echinostomatidae.
AUGGAACGUGCUGCCACCAUGAGAAAUUCCCGUAAGCUGUUCCAUGUCAUUCGGGUCACCGUUAGGAAAGCCUUGGAUGUGGGCGGAACGAUGAAUAAAGCUGGCAAAACGCUCAUCCACAAUCAACAGCGACGUCUUGAACGCUGGGCGGAACACUCCAAAGCACCGAUGAACUGGCCACCAGUGUCAGCUUAUCAUUCAGCUAUUCUGGCACACGUCCAAUGGUCUGUCUCAAAAGACUCACCUUCUGAGGCGGAAAUCCGUAAGGAGCUCCAAGCAUCGGGACGUCGCAAAGCGCCGGGUUCCAAUGGCCUUUCGACAGCUGUAUUCAAAGAUGGUGGAAUAAAGCAUGUUAGAAAUUUUUUGACUUUGUACUCUAAAGUUUGGCACACUGAGUAG